This is a messenger RNA of Cannabis sativa, 1193 nucleotides long. Its product is annotated as nuclear transcription factor Y subunit B-4-like. The record is from RefSeq and is a predicted model, not a curated record. Gene Ontology annotation, molecular function: RNA polymerase II cis-regulatory region sequence-specific DNA binding; DNA-binding transcription activator activity, RNA polymerase II-specific; protein heterodimerization activity. NCBI's taxonomy places the organism in Eukaryota, Viridiplantae, Streptophyta, Magnoliopsida, Rosales, Cannabaceae. The coding region runs from base 290 to 859 and encodes 189 amino acids. Gene Ontology annotation, biological process: regulation of transcription by RNA polymerase II. The transcript has a single exon. Gene Ontology annotation, cellular component: nucleus; CCAAT-binding factor complex.
UCUAGUGUCAUCGAAAUUAAAAAGUACAUAAUGACCAUUCUAUAAAUUCUACAAGUUGUGUCCACGUUUUCCGCAUGACAUGUCUCAUAAGAAUGAACAUGAUGAUCAUAUAUAUACACACAUAUACAUAUAAUGCAUCUAUAAGCAGGGUAUUUUUUAUUUUAUUUUUUUCUCUUUUUAUAAGGAGUGGUGAGAAUAACUAGUUAGACAAAGAGAGAAAGAGAUAGUAUUAAUUGAUCAAGAUAAAUAUAUAUAUAUAUAUAUAUAAUAAAUUAAGUUUAAUAAUAAUAUGGUUGAUCCAGAUCAAGAUCGAAUGCUACCAAUUGCAAACGUGGGAAGAAUAAUGAAAGGAAUUCUGCCAGGAACAGCAAAAAUCUCAAAGGAAGGGAAACAAACAAUGCAAGAGUGUGCGACUGAGUUCAUAAGUUUUGUGACUGGCGAAGCUUCUGACAAGUGUCACAAGGAGAAUCGAAAGACCGUGAAUGGGGACGACAUCUGUUGGGCUCUCACUGCUCUAGGGUUUGAUAACUACGCUGAGGUUAUAGUAAGGUAUUUACACAAGUUUAGGGAAGCAGAAAGAGACAAGGCCAAUCAAAUUGCUACUAAUACUUCUACUACUACUACUACUACUUCUAAUCAUCAUAACAAUAACAAUAAUAAUUUAAAUCCCACUAUAAAUACUACUACUACUACUAUCCCUUCUCAUCGCCCUCAUCAUGAUCUCUCUAUAAAUACUACUACUACUUCUACUACUCCAACUCUUAUGGAGUUUAAGAUCAUUGAGAAGGGAAAUGAUGAUGAUGAUCAUCAUCAUCAUCAGUAUAAUAACUCUCUUAUGUUCAGACCACAUCUUAAUUGAUGGUGAAAGCAGAAUAAUGAAAAACUACACUACUAGCUAGCUACAACUGAAUUAUUACAAUAUGCCAUAUAUAUGUAAUGUUUGUCAUUUUGUAGUGUAUGAUCAUCUAUAUAUGUAUGUAUAUGGACCGGCCAGUUGUGCUAAUCUCAUCCUCUCUCUCCCUCUGAUUAUCAGGCAAGUACUACUCAAGCUUUUCUUUUUCCUUUUUAUUUGAUCUAUUUAUCUUUUAAAUUUUUGUUAGUUUGUACUUUCCCUCUUUCUUAUGUAUGACUGGCUAGAGAGGAGAAGUUUUCUUUGACUAUACUUAUCAAUUGAGCAAGAGUACUUGUUUUUG